Molecule: messenger RNA, 1134 nt
Organism: Eutrema salsugineum
Lineage: Eukaryota; Viridiplantae; Streptophyta; Magnoliopsida; Brassicales; Brassicaceae
Product: UPF0725 protein At4g28920
Exons: 6
Coding region: 1-1134 (377 amino acids)
Source: RefSeq, a predicted model, not a curated record
AUGAAGGGGUUCGUGGACGAGGAAACUGACGACGACUAUGCCCGAUUCUGUGAUGAGGUGCGAGCGGGAAAGUACCCUGAUUCGGAUGAUGAUAAUGAUGAUACCGGACACGAUUCAGACUCCCAAGUUUAUGACUGGCGCAGUUUUUAUGACAUCAACCUCUGCGCUAGACUUGGACUUCAUUGUUACAAUUCUCACAAGGCCACGCACUACCAGUUUAAGUCUGUGAGGCGUUCAUAUACAGAUCAUCUUGAUAUGGCCGAUCCUGAGCUCUGCACUUCGUUCAUAACACUGGAGGCAAUGAAUCCGGCCGAUAAUUCUCCACUCACUUUUCGUACUUGCGUUAAGCAUGAUGAUGAUAAAGACGAUGUUAAAGACGAUGUGUGUUUAUGGUGGGAGACCUUCUUUUGCGUCGUUAAAGAUGGUGAAGAAGAAGAAGAAGAGACUGAUCAUGAGUGGAGUGAGGAAGUAGAUGAGCGGUACAAAGGCGAAAUGCCUGAAUGGUUUUCUGAUGACGACGAUCAGCAACAACGCUAUGUGUUGCAAGAAUCGGAGUUGCGGGACGUGGUCAACAAUGGGUGGCUGCAUCUCUUCACUGAGUUUGCCUUCUACACCAAAUGGAGAGGAUUGCUUGAUCCCAAAGACAUUGCGGAAUGCGUAGAAUUGGAUCCUCAAGAAGUGGUUGUGGAAACUCGAGGAGAAGAAGCUGAGACAGAGACUCGUGAUAAGCUCAAGGCGCCUAAUGCAAUCUUCUACAUAAGUUUUCAGUGUGCAGAUGAUCCAGAAACAGAUGGCUUGGUUAAUUACAGAGCGGUUGUACGGAAAGCAAUGGAUGGGAAACCAGGACACAUGCGCCUCGAGGUUAAGUGUUGGAGCAUUCUCAAUAGUGCCAAACAAUGUGGUUCCGAAGAAGAAAGUGGUUCCGAAGAAAGUGAUGACGAAGAAGGUGAUGCCGAAGUAUGUGAUGCCAAAGAAUGUGAUGCCAAAGAAUGUGAUUCCGAUGGAAGUGAUGCCGAAAUAAGUGAAGAAAGUUUCCUUCCUGAAUUUUUUCUUCCUGAAGGAAGUGAUACCGAAGAAAGUUUUCUUCCUGAAGGAAGUGAUGCCGAAGAAAGUGGUUCAGAUAUGGAAGAUUAG